Fusarium odoratissimum NRRL 54006 is the source of this 3580-nucleotide messenger RNA. RefSeq lists its product as uncharacterized. Lineage: Eukaryota; Fungi; Ascomycota; Sordariomycetes; Hypocreales; Nectriaceae. Bases 377 to 1174 code for a protein of 265 amino acids. The record is from RefSeq and is a predicted model, not a curated record. Gene Ontology annotation, molecular function: signaling receptor activity. Gene Ontology annotation, cellular component: membrane. The transcript has 2 exons.
GCGAACAGCAGAUCUCUCGCCAAAGACUUUCAUCUCCAUUUUCAAGUCCAUCAUAACUUCUUUUGCAAUAAAACAGGGUCUUCGACUAAAAUCAAGUGGAACUUCUACGACGCUUCUAGAGGCCUUCUUUCAUUAACCAUACAUCAUCGAUUUGUCUUUAGCCUCGGAGCACGUCGCGCGUCUUUUCAUGUGCUUGUCCCAACAAAACUACCCUGGUCCAACAACACAACAAUAAACGACCGGAGAAGUGGAACUUGGUUCAUAUAUAAGUCGAGAACUAAGGCGCAAGGACAAAAGCUCUUGUCGGUUAACGAUUCUAUGCAAAGUUCCUGAUUCUAGUUGCAUUUGUUCCGAGUCUGGAUAGCCUCAUUUCAUCAUGGCCGAUACUCAGCCCUACGGCGUUCGCAAUCGCCGGCCUUCAGUCACAGACAACCUUAUCAAUGCCGCUAAGAACUUCGAAUCAAAGGUUGAGCAAUCUCUACUCAUUCUGUGGGAUGAUCUCCCAGCCUGGCGUCGCGACAAUGCCUUCAUCCUCUCGGGCUACCGCCAAUCUCAUGGCUCUUAUGCCCAUUCAUUCCGCUCCCUCUUUUACCUCCACAAUGAGUCCGUUAAUAUCUGGUCUCACCUCCUCGGUGCCAUAGUCUUUCUCGCUAGUGCAGCCUACGUUGAUCGAGUUGUCCGGCCACGGUACGAAAGCGCAAGCAGUGCUGAUGUACUCGUCUUUGCAUGCUUCUUUGGAGGCGCUGUUGUAUGUCUGGGGAUGAGUGCUACGUACCACACUUUGUCGAAUCACAGCGAUACUGUUUCAAAGUGGGGGAACAAGUUGGAUUACACAGGCAUCGUGGCUUUGAUCGUUGGCAGCUAUGUUCCUGCUCUGUAUUACGGCUUUUUCUGUUUGCCUAAUUUGAUGGUUUUCUAUUUAUGGGUUAUAUGUAUACUUGGUCUUGGAUGCACAAUCGUUUCAUGGGUUGAGCGCUUCCGGACCCCAGCAUGGCGUCCGUAUCGUGCAAUGAUGUUCAUCGGCCUUGGUCUCUCUGGCGUUGUUCCUGUCAUCCAUGGCCUAUUCAUCUAUGGUUACCAGGGUCUUGAAGAUCGCAUGAGUCUCAGCUGGGUUCUCCUCCACGGGGUCAUGUACAUCUUUGGCGCUGUACUCUAUGCGGUAUGUCCUCCCUGACUCUUCUCGCAAAGUAUCUAAAUCUGACUUAAUAGGCUCGUUGGCCCGAGAGAAGUGCACCUGGCGCCUUCGAUAUUUGGGGGAGCUCGCAUCAGAUCUUCCACAUUUUCGUCAUCCUUGCAGCCGUUACACACUUUUACGGUAUGGCCAAGGCUUUCGACUACCACCACACCAUUAUGGGCUCUCAGUGUCUCAUGGACUAAUUGGCUUGCUCUUCUGUUAUUGUCAAACCAAGAUCUGUGAUCCUCACCAGACCUGAGCCCAUCGCCACUGCAGCCCAACAUCCAUACUCUUCGUUAGGAUUCCAUUCGGCCACGGUGAUCCUCGUCAAUGGCUCGUAAAUGAUGGCUCGGGUCGGAUCCAUGAUAGCACCCCCUUCUUCUUCAUCGUCGCCGACAGCUGUGUCGGUAUCCUUCUUCUUUGGCUUCUUCCCUUUCUUGACCGGCGGUUUAUGGGCUGAAUGUUUAGUUAGGCUGCGCUCCAAUAUGAAGCCUGUCGCUAUUCUUGAGACUCCUCGUGCCGCCGCGGGUGACUCAACUGGAAAAAGCUUUGCGGGGCGAUGUUCGUGAUGGAAGACUCGGAUACGGUCCGUGGGUUCACGCCUUGUGGUGAAGAGUUCAACCUGGGGAUUGAUAGCCCACAGCGAGCCGUCUAGAGAACCGACGAGGAGGUAUGGAUGUGUUCGUCCGACUGCGAGACAGGAAGGGAAACUUUCCCCUGUAAAGACGCGACGCGCAACAGGGAAUUGCGAAUGGUGCAUGAAGCCGAUGUGGGUAUUCAGUACACCGGCGGAUGGGUACAUGGAGUAGAAGCCAAGCAGGUGGUCGCUGUAUCCAAGCAGAUUUGGUUGUGUUCCAACUGUAAGGUUCUGGACUUCGGUUGACUCGUAGCUUGGCGCACGAAGGUCAAGCAGCUUGACAGUUCCGCCGACAGGGGUUGAGGCAACGAGAUAUGGCAUUGCUGGAUAGCCAGAGACGAGGUCGACUACGAUAUUGUGGUGGACAGGAUGUCGCGAUAGGAGGCGAUGAGGACGUAGGGACCAAAUAGCAAUAGAACCGUCCGUAUAACCCAGCACCAGCCGGUUGAAGUUGAUCCAUGUAAGAGCUGUCGCUUUGACGUCUUCGUCUGGGAAGCCGAACACAGCUAUUGGCUGCAUAACCUUUUCUGAACACUGUUAGUAAUUGGACUGAUGUUAGUGAGAUACUGAACUUGCCAUAACUUCCCCCUCCACCAUCACCAGCCUCCACCACGUACACGUUUCCGUCAUCGCAAAGAAUGGCCAAGAAGCCGCAUGCAGGACUCCAUUUCACUCUUCGAGCCCGCCCAAAUUCGAGACAUAUCGUCUUGCGCAGUAUUGGAGGUUGCAUUGAAGGUCGAGCAAAGCCAUUCUCUUGCCGCUCGCCGACGAACUCCCAAAGCUGCACAGUACCGUACUUUUGAAAUUCUGGAUUCAAAUAUUCCUGCUCGUAGUCGUAGAGCUCCUGAUCGGAAUGUGGAAUGACGCAUAGGGCAAGAAGUUGCGGCGAGUUGGCGUUGUUCAGAGGUGCCCAGUCCAUGCCGGUGACAAUACCGCCGGCAUCUAAAAUCCACCCAAAGGGCGCGUCGUCAUUUUGCAUUGGGAGGCCAUUCUGAGAUAUAGAGUAUGCGUCACCAGGUUCGAAUUUGACCUCUUGUUGCGAUGUGGGCGGCCCUAAUAAUACUGGCAUUGGCUCUCUCUUAAACUGGUACCGUGGAACUUCCUCGGUCGACAGUGGUACCAUCGCAUUUGCUUCUGGCAAACUCUCCCUGACGCGCUCAUACCAAUGCUCAGCGCUGUAAGCUUCCCUUUCGAAGAACUUAGGCGACCAAACACCUCGGUCUUUCUGUUCCUCAUCGUCCAGAAUUUUCGGAGGAAGCACUGUCCAGUCCAUCCAACGAUCCAACAUACCCGUGACCAGCUUGACACCAUCCUCAUGACGUCCGUACCACGCCUCAACGAGCUGCUUGCUUUUAAAACCGCGGUCGUAGGGCCCCCAAUACGAUCUCACAAUGCGUCCAUCCGCCACAGGCUCAAGAUCGAGGUAUCCCGUGAAGCCCGCUGCGCGAACGUUGAAGGGCCUAAUAGGCUUGACACGUUGACGCGCAAAUCUGUCCAGAAUACCAUCUGGUUCGCUCACAGGACCGUCGGAUUCUGCAUCUUCAUUUUCGUCGUGCUCUUGGCCAAGGGCGAGCUCUUCGGCACUUUCUUCUGCAGCGGCAGUCUCAUCAAAGUUUUCAUCCCGUUCUGCGUGUUUGGAAGCGCGAUCGAGAGCUUCUUCGUCGGAACUACCUUCGAAGUCGUACUUCUCUACCGUGUAUCGCUUCGUGCGAUUAGAUCUCCGGGUUCUCAUGAUGAGUUGUGAGUGAUAAGGAUGGAAGCAAGCUGAG